GAUGUGGUACACACUAUAGAAGAGGGGAGGCACCUCCCCUGACACAAUAACAUCACUCAAGACCUUGGCGGACGUAUUUCAGUUUCCCCCGUCAUAUUAUCAAGUCCACCUAAAACAACGAAGUCUCCAGUGGCACUGUUUGGAUUAUUGUUGAGGUGUAUUGGAUUUUGGAAUUCUCUUCCGGUCAUGAAUCGGGUUUCAUUGCCCGCCACGGCUCUAUGGCUAUUCACUUUUACGGUUUGCCUUGCUGUGGUGGAGGCACGGAGUUCUGCUGAGCUGAGGAGACAGAAGAGGGAAUGGAUCGUUCCUCCACAGAAACUGGAAGAAAACAUUGAUUACACCAAGAGGGAGUUCAUUGCCAAGAUCCGGUCGGAUUCAGAUGACGGGACUGGGAACGUGCUGUACUCCCUGAAGGGGAAAGGGGCCGAUAAAUACCCCUUCAACCUGUUUGUGGUGGACCCCGACACAGGCUUUGUACGUGUGACUGGGAUUCUGGACCGCGAGGUGAUCGACAUGUACACUCUGCAAGGUGUCGCUACCUUCAGGGAUGGCCGAGAGGCAGAGAAAAAUAUUGAUCUGCGCAUUAGUGUCGUGGAUCAGAAUGACAACCCUCCUAUAUUUGGCAUAAUCCCUCCAGGAGAGGUGUUCGAGCUCAGCUCAGUUGGUACAGAUAUCAUGACGAUCACUGCGACGGAUGCCGACGAGGAAGAGAACGAGAACUCUCAGAUUGCCUACAGUAUCGUCAAGCAGGAACCGGCGGGAGAGGACAUGUUCCAGAUCUCCGGAGACGGAGUGCUCAGCGUCAGAAACGCUAACCUGGAUAGAGAAACUCAAGACACAUACACGCUGACGGUGAGAGCGUCCGAUUUGAACGGUAAACCCGGGUGCAAGUCUGCCACAUCGACCGUGGUUAUCAAACUGAAGGACGUGAAUGACAACCCCCCUACUCUGCAGCUGAGCCAGUAUGAGGGUGAUAUAGAGGAGAACACUGAAGGGAUAGAGGUGAUGAGGAUCAAAGCCGAGGACCUGGAUGUGGAGAACACCGACAACUGGCUGGCCGAGUUUGAGAUCGUCAAGGGUAACGAAGGGGGCUACUUCACCAUCCACACAGACCCGAAGACUAACGAGGGAGUCCUGAUGUUAGUCAAGCCUGUGAACUAUGAGGAUGUGAAGGACCUGGAUCUUGGCCUGGCUGUUCGGAACAAGGCUCCGUAUUAUGAUGGUGUUGGAGGCGGCGCAGGAGCGGGAAUAGGAAUCGGAAUGGGGGGUGGAGGUGGGGGUGGAAGUGGGGGCGGAGGUGGAGGUGGAGGUGGGGGCGCCGGCGGAGGUGGGAGUGGAGGCGGGGGGAUGGGAGGAGGGGGAGGAUCCUUGUCCUCGGGUGGAGGAUCAACGUCUUGGUAUACCACUGGAGGAAAACUGUAUCCCGUUAAAAUCAACGUGAAGAACCAGCCGGAAGGGCCACAUUUCGACCCCAAGGUCAAGGCCAUUCCCAUCUCAGAGGAUGGGAAGACGUUCCAAAUCAACAAGGUCAUUGGCAAGUACCCUGCCAUAGACGGGGACACCCUACUGCCGGCUACGAAUGUCAGGUAUGCGAAAGGGGCUGACCCAAACAACUGGCUCAUCAUUGAUGAUAUGACAGGAGAAAUCAAACUCAGCAAGCUGCCAGACAGGGAAUCGGCGCACCUGGUUAAUGGGACAUACUACGCCCAAAUAUUGUGCAUGACCCAAGACAAUCCCUCGAAGACAGCCACUGGCACUAUAGCCAUCCAGGUGCAGGAUUACAACGAUCACUGCCCGACUCUGACCAGCAACCUUCAGACCAUGUGCACCACUGCUGUGGCGGUCUACGUCACAGCGGUGGACAUGGACGUGGACCCAAACGGGGCUCCCUUCAGCUUCACGAUCGUCCCAGAGGAGACCACAGGCAACUGGGUGGUGGAGCACUUUAACGACACAACUGUCAUCCUCCGCAGCAGUGAGGCCCUGUGGCCCGGAUCCUACGACGUCACCUUGGAGAUCAAGGACCAACAGGGACACUCAUGUCCCACCCUGCAGAAGAUGAAGGUGGAGGCGUGCACAUGCGUAGUAGGGGGCACGUGCGGGCCCCGGGGCCAGGACAGCAAAGGGGCGGCGCUAGGCCCCAAAGCCAUUGGCCUGCUCUUCCUGGGUCUGCUGAUGCUACUGCUCGUUCCCCUGCUUCUGCUGUUCUGUGACUGCGGGGGGGCCGGGGGCAUGGUUGGGGGCUUUACUGAGAUGCCCUUCGACACCAAAGCCCACCUCAUCUCCUACCACACGGAAGGCCAGGGAGAGAACACGGAAGUGCCUCUGCUCGUCAUGCCGACGCAAGUGGACUCAGGAAUGGCCCAGACCACCUCCAUGGGCAUGGGCAUGGCCCAGACCACCGCCAUGGGCAUGGGCAUGGGCAUGGGUAUGAGAAUGGGCUCGGCAGCAGCCGUGGGAGGCGGAGCCUUCCAGAACUCCGCCUCCACCAUGGGCAGUGGUUACUACCAGGAUGGCCGCGUGGACAUGGCCUACAGGACCGGAAGGGAGCUGGCGGGUCAGCAACAAGGAAGUGGCUUCUACUCCGAGUUUGACGCCAGAGAGGAGGCGUAUAAUGACAGUGCCUUGCCAGACCACAUUCUGAAUGACUAUUACUCUCAGAAGUCAAGCUGUUUAGCAGAGAACUACUCCCAGAAGGACAGUCUGUUGGUGUACGACUACGAGGGCCAGGGUUCACCUGUGGGCUCAGUGGGCUGCUGCAGCCUCCUGGAAUCUGACGACGACCUCCAGUUCCUCGACGACCUGGGGCCAAAGUUCAGGACCCUGGCUGAGGUCUGCACGGGUAAGAAGAUCCAGACUGAGUUCAAACCCAUAGUCUCCGCACCUCCGCCCCCUAGGCCCAACGCCCCUCUCGCAUCAACCACCACCACAAAAGUGACAGUGGCUUCCAGCACCGCCGUCGCCACCCCUCCGCGUCCAGCGCCGGUGAAGCACGUGGACAGGACGCUGGUGUUGAAGGAGUCGGAACGUUCCGGAACCCUGAGGGAGGGCAUGGCAGGUCAGAACCAGACCAUCCUGGUGCAGCAGCCUAUGUACUAUGCCACCACCCCCAUGAUGCAGCCCAUGCACUACGUCGUGGAGCCACAGGUCCACAACACUGUGCUGUUGGCAGAGAGGCCCGCUGCUAACCUGCAGGGUAUGAUAAUGGUCAACGGGCCUCCGCCAGGACCCGCUCAGGGCCUGAUGGUGCAGGGGCAGCGGGUGGUGUCCAGCGGGCCUGCCCAGGGCCAGGGGAUGGUGCUGGUGGAGAGGAGUGGAGGUGGGGGGCAAGUUAGGCUGGAGGGAGGGAACUCUAACCUGAUUCACAUGGGCCCUUAUACUGGGUCUCAGAAUAUGAUGGUGGUGGAGGGACAGGUGCCCGUGGGGUCAGGGCAAAUCCUGCAGGGGGGCCAGAUUGUGCAAGGGGGGCAGGUGCUUCAAGGGGGGCAUGUGUUCCAGGGAGGGCAAAUGCUUCAAGGGGGGCAGGUGCUCCAGGGAGGGCAAAUGCUUCAAGGGGGGCAGGUGCUCCAAGGUGGGCAGGCGUUCCAGGGGGGGCAGGUGCUCAAGGGGGGCCAGACAUGGGUGCAGCAGGGCUCCCUGCAACGUGGGGGCCUAUCAGGGUCUCACAGCAUGCUGCUGAUGGAGGGCAGCGCGGGGCAGGUGGUUCAGGAGGGGCUGUCCGGGCUUGCCCAGGGCUCCCUGCAGAGAAGUGGGCUUUCUGGCACCCAGAGAGUCCAGUACAGUAAGCAGACCAGCGGUGCUAAUGCAGGCUCCAGUGCAGGUUCACACAGCGGCACGCUCGGGUUUAAAGGUUCCUCAAGUUCAAUCAGCACCACACCCGCCUCCCACAAGGUGAUAGUGAAAGAGAAGAGAGUUGUGACUAGUCAUGAUGUCAGCCAAUAAGGCCUUUCCCCCACACAGCAACAAUAGAUACAUACUAAAAUACCACUAAAGAGAAACGUUAUCAGGUUUAAGUGUUUUUGUCUUGAGAUCACGCUGUAUUUAAAUGUGCGGCACAGGACAUCUAAAACGUACCACACAAGGUAGGUUCUGAUGUGGGAAACUAUAUCAGGAUGGUACCCACCACUCGGUGGGUACAGAAUGUGUUCGGGCAUGCUGGUAUAGAAUGUAGUCUCAUGUGUCUGCUUGCACAGAGAGCUGAAUUCAUCGGAAAUAUCUCAGCUUGGUGCAGCUAGCAGGUGAGAAUGUGUGGCCGCACGUGUGUUGUUUAUUUUCUGCCUUUCUGACUGUAGAGUGUUUCUGUCCGUUGUCUUAAUAUCUCAUUUCCGUUUUGUAAUUUUGUAUUUAAUUUGAUAUUUCUAACUUUUGAGAGAAAAGUCCUACUUGCUUUGUUACACACAACUUACACUGUUAUAUAAAUGAAUUGAAUUUGCAUGUAUGUUACAGUUCCGUCAUAUGAAUUCUUAUUUUAUCGAUGCCACACACACCCAAUUUUUACACAGCUUAGAGACUGAGAUAAUUGAAUUAUGCCAGUUAGGAUUUAAUUACAUGGGUGACAGUUUGCUUUGAACUUAAUCCACCCCUGUGAGGACUGUAAACUAGCUUAACCGGGUAAGCAGGAGGGCUGUGGCGUGCUGGGAGAGAAACCACACUCCUAGUAGAGGAGGUGUGUUAUAUGCAAAUUGUAAUGAACACCACUUGCCAAUUCUCCUACCAUUCCCCUCUGGGGUUUUGACUUAAUUGUAAAAUUCCUCUGGCACAACUGAAGAAUAUCCUGGAUCAGCUAAAACACUGUUUGACGUGUUUGGACGCUAAUCAUCUAGGUUUUUAUUGCUUAAUAUCUUAACUGCCAUUGUUUUUGGGGUUGAUGUUUGUAGUUUUGUGUCAAAUUACUUUGUUGUUCUGGUUGUUGUCUGUGGGCCAUAAUGUAUAUUUUUGCUUCAUGCCUCAAGUCAUGGUAACAAGCAUACAAUUAGUUGUCCUUUUAAUCAGACUCAGUUGUCAAUAUUCAGACAUUUACAUCAUUUUGAGGGAGUAUUUGUUUUAUUAUUAUUAUGAUUGAAAAAUGUCUCUCAAUGGGGAAUCCUCGGAUUCUCGUUAGUGCACUGUAUUUUUGGCCAACAUUAAGAAUGACAUGUUUUUUUGUUUCUGAAAUAAACAUUACUUGUGACUA
This is a messenger RNA of Hypomesus transpacificus, 5173 nucleotides long. It is a transcript of the gene dsg2.1, whose product is annotated as desmoglein 2, tandem duplicate 1. The record is from RefSeq and is a predicted model, not a curated record. Gene Ontology annotation, molecular function: calcium ion binding. Bases 187 to 3942 code for a protein of 1251 amino acids. Gene Ontology annotation, biological process: homophilic cell-cell adhesion. Lineage: Eukaryota; Metazoa; Chordata; Actinopteri; Osmeriformes; Osmeridae. Gene Ontology annotation, cellular component: plasma membrane; desmosome. The transcript is spliced from 14 exons.